Molecule: messenger RNA, 786 nt
Organism: Aegilops tauschii subsp. strangulata
Lineage: Eukaryota; Viridiplantae; Streptophyta; Magnoliopsida; Poales; Poaceae
Source: RefSeq, a predicted model, not a curated record
AUGGCCCCGUUCGCGCUGGAAGUGCCAGCGUCUGGCGCGGUUGAUGAGGACGCUGCAGCUUCCGAGAAGGAGAAGCAAAGUGCCGCCGACACUGCCGCCGAUCGUGAGACGGCGCUGAAAGACACCAAGGCCGCCCGUGACUGCUGCCAAGUGCUGGAGGGCGAGUUGCAGAGCCUGCGCGCCAAGCACGCCGAAGAAGUGUGCGGCCACCUGGCAAAGGAGGAGGAGGUGAAGGCCCGGGAGGAUGCCGUCAAGAACCUUGAUGCUGAGCUGGCGGAGCCCUCUCCCCCGAAAUUCCGGAUCCAAACCACCCCUAACCCUAGUUCAAAACUCCUCCCCGCCGCCGGACAUGUCUGCCUCCGCGCCGGAUGCGUCCUCCGCCGCGCCCAGCGAAUCACCGCCCGCCACCUGUCCCGCGCGCCGCCCCGCGCGCUCCCGCCGCCGCCGGCCCGCUCGGCCCGGGGCGGGCCCUCCCGGCCCAUCCGGCCGCGCCGCUGCCCCCUCGGCCUCCCGCUCGCCCGCGCCUCCGAGCGCCGCCGCCGGUCGCCCCGCGCCGCCGCCUCCAGCGCCGACCGCGCCUCCCUCCGCGGCGCCUCAUCGCCGGAUCAGCGCCGCCCCUCGCCUCCUCCGCCGGAUCCCGCGUCCCCGCGCCUCCCCGUCUUCGCCGGAGCACCGCCGGAGCUUGCCGGAGUUCCUCUCCGGUCGAUUCCGGAGAAGAUGGAUGAGAUCCACCCGUCCCCGAUCCAAACGCCCGCGCCCCCGUCCCAGAUCCCGCCGUCCCAUUGA